Messenger RNA from Hemicordylus capensis (graceful crag lizard), 1188 nucleotides. It is a transcript of the gene MYOZ2, whose product is annotated as myozenin 2. Gene Ontology annotation, cellular component: Z disc; actin cytoskeleton. Bases 199 to 993 code for a protein of 264 amino acids. Gene Ontology annotation, molecular function: FATZ binding; telethonin binding; actin binding. NCBI's taxonomy places the organism in Eukaryota, Metazoa, Chordata, Lepidosauria, Squamata, Cordylidae. The transcript has 6 exons. The record is from RefSeq and is a predicted model, not a curated record.
AUGCCAAUCUUUUUGGAGAGGGUCAGUCCCCAGUUUGUCUUGGUACUAGGCAUCAUGCGGACCCAAGAACAAGCAUAGAAACCACCCAGGACCAGGCAGGUCAUCCCCAUCCAUAACAAACUCCAUAAAAUUCACCCAAAGCAUCCAGAUCACUUUUCUCCAGAACAAUAAGUGAGGAAACCCCAUCAGACAGCCACGAUGCUAUCACAUUCUGCCAUGGUCAAAGAGAGGAAGCAGCAAGCAUCCGCCAUCAUGAAGGAAAUCCAGAGAAAUGAAUCACCUGUAAUGGACCUUGGGAAAAAGGUCAGCAUCCCCAGAGACAUCAUGCUGGAAGAACUCUCACUGCUUAGUAACAGAGGAGCAAGGCUAUUUAAGAUGCGUCAAAGGAGAUCCGACAAGUACACCUAUGAGAACCUUCACUUUUUAUCUAGCAAGCCCAGAAAUCGCAGCGAGGUCAUGCAGUGUGUUCAGUUGGACACUAGCAGCAUGGAAGCCGGCCAGCAGCAUGCACCAAUGACACCUCCUAAUACACCCGAUCCACGGAGUCCCCCAAACCCUGAAAACAUUGCCCCAGGUUAUUCUGGACCAUUGAAGACAAUUCCUCCCGAGAAGUUCAACACGACAUCUGUGCCAAAAUACUAUCAAUCACCUUGGAUAGAAGCCAUUAGCAACGACCCAGAGCUGUUGGAGGCUUUAUAUCCCAAACUCUUUAAGCCAGAAGCAGUGCCUGAGCUGCCUAAUUUUAAGAGCUUUAACAGAGUUGCCACUCCUUUUGGUGGUUUUGAGAGAGCGUCGAAACUGGUUAAGUUCAAGGUCCCGGAUUUCAACUUUCUGCUGCUAAAUGAUCCGCGAUUCAUGGUCCUUGCCAAUCCUCUUUCUACCAGGCGGUCCUUCAACCGGACUCCUAAAGGAUGGACCUCUGAGAAUGUUCCUAUAAUGAUAACUAUACAGCCUACACAGGCCAACGGCGUACCAGAAACAGAUGAUCUGUGAAAAUCUGUUUACAUCAUACAUCAGAAUCACUGUGGUGAUAUUCUGAUAUUUUAGCAUAGGCUACUUCCGUUCCAGCAUCCUCUUUUAUGUAGCUGCAAGAUAACAACAUCUGAUGUGGUAAUUGUUUUCUGGACUUUUAUUUUCUUCCACCAAUCUAAGACAAAUAAAAUAACUUGGCCAUUACUCCCCAAAACA